AUGCUGUUCUCAUCCAUAGUUUUUAUCGUUCUCAUAAGCGAUCCUUUAUUUGCUGUUGAUUUGAAUAUUCAUAAAAGUGUGACUGAAAUUCGUCAAAUUCAAAGUGGUGUUGGUGUAUACCAAUGUUAUUUUAAAAAUGAUGAAUAUACAAAUAUAAUCGAUGGCUCAAUCAGUUGGGAUGGAACGGCAUUUAUUAAGCAAGAGUUAUAUAAUACAGUCGAUGCACUUCAAGACGCUUUAGUUAUUGUACGACCAUCAACUCCAUGUAAAUGUACAAUAAUAGAAGCAAAAAUUAUCGAUCCGAAUACAAUGUUGCUAUACAAUGUGGAAACAAAAGGUUACUUUUAUGCUGAUAGUGGGUCAAUUGAAUACAAAUCGACAAGACCCCGCCAAGGUGGUACAAUUUUAAGAUUUGAAUUUAAGAAAAAAGACACAAAUUAUACUGGCACAUUAUCAUAUUUAAUGAGAGGCAUAACCUGGCUACCAAAUUAUGACUUAUUUAUUAAAGAUGCAAAUACUUGCAAUCUUCGAGCUUAUGCCAAUAUACGUAAUAAUCAACAACAAGAAUAUCAAGUUGAUAACACUUAUUUAUACAGUGGUGAUAUUCAAUUAGCGAAUACUGAUUCUAUAGGCUUACCUCUUCAAGCAAUGCAAGCAGCAACUGCAAUAGAUAGAGUCAGCUCAUCAUCUAUUCAUCUUGAUGGUGAACAGAAAGGUUUUUAUUUUUAUUCAUUAAAAGAUAAAUAUACAUUACGUUCAAAAAGUUCUAUUCGUUUACCAUUUAUUAAUGUUAAUCCUAAAUGUAAAUUUUAUUAUAAAACAGCAGUAGGUAUUAGUAAUGGACAAUAUAAAGGUGUAUUUCAACGAAAUUAUGAUUUAAUAUCGGAUCAAUUUUUACCAGCUGGAAUUUUAACCAUUCGUGAUAAUCAGGUAUUAAUGGGUCAAUCAAAUUUACCUGAUGUUCCAGUAAAUUAUACACAAACGGUUGUUCUAGGUGAAGAUAAUGAUGUUCAAUAUUUAAUAAAAGCAAAUGUAACAGCAUCAAAUAAAGAUACAACAACAAUUACUUGGCAAACAUAUGAAAUUGAUGUAACAAUAUUUAAUUAUAAAGAUAAAGAUGUAAAUGGUCAACUUAAUUUCUAUGGAGCUAUUGAAACAAAUAUUAAUAAAACAACAUGUAAAUCAAUUACAGUUGAUGAGAAUCUGAUUCAUUUACCAUUUCGAGUUACAAAAAGCAAUAAUUUUCAAUGUCGAAUUAUUGUUACUCUAAAAUGGGGAUAA
Rotaria sp. Silwood2 is the source of this 1281-nucleotide messenger RNA. The record is from the annotation of a GenBank genome assembly. NCBI's taxonomy places the organism in Eukaryota, Metazoa, Rotifera, Eurotatoria, Philodinida, Philodinidae.